UGCCGGAGCUCACCACAGCACUAGACCCAGGCGACGCAAGGAAGAAACACUCUUGCAUCAUGACGGGCAAGGCUCUGGCUGCUGUCCUGACUCUUCUCCUGAUCUCAGCGGUUGGAACAAAAGGUAAGGCCCUGCCACGCUCAGCGAUUGAACUGCGGUGCCAGUGCAUAGGCACCCAUUCCAAGUUCAUCCACCCCAAGUUCAUUCAUAACGUGAACCUCAUCCCCAGUGGACCUCACUGCAAGAAUGUUGAAGUCAUAGCUACCCUGACAGACGGCAGAGAAGUGUGCCUGGAGCCCACUGCUCCCUGGGUGAAGCUGAUCAUCAAGGCAAUUCUGGACAAGGCAAACACCAAACCUGAGACAGUGUCCUAA
Leptosomus discolor (cuckoo roller) is the source of this 374-nucleotide messenger RNA. RefSeq names its product interleukin-8. The record is from RefSeq and is a predicted model, not a curated record. Gene Ontology annotation, molecular function: chemokine activity. Gene Ontology annotation, cellular component: extracellular region. Lineage: Eukaryota; Metazoa; Chordata; Aves; Leptosomiformes; Leptosomidae. Gene Ontology annotation, biological process: defense response; immune response; chemotaxis.